Messenger RNA from Petromyzon marinus (sea lamprey), 1734 nucleotides. Its product is annotated as calumenin-A-like. Gene Ontology annotation, molecular function: calcium ion binding. Lineage: Eukaryota; Metazoa; Chordata; Hyperoartia; Petromyzontiformes; Petromyzontidae. The record is from RefSeq and is a predicted model, not a curated record. Gene Ontology annotation, cellular component: endoplasmic reticulum.
GGGGUAGAGGGGGGGUUCGGGUCCUCCCAGCUCCGCCGGGCACACGGUACCCCCACCUCGUCCACCUCCUCGUCCAUCGCUUCCUCCUCCUCCUCCGUUCUCGCGACAAAGGGGGAGCUAGCGGGAGAGACAACGACCCCCCCCCCCGGGAAAAGCGAGCGAGGCUGGACCCUGAGCGAGGCUGGACCCUGAGCGAGGCUGGACCACUUGGCCCGGUACCCACGCUGAGCCCCACCGCGCUGUUCGCCAGUGGCACAACGCGACAGUCAUCGCCGCAUCGCCAUGAAUCUCUCCCCUCCACGCGCCUCCUCGUGGCCAUCAUCGCUCAGCACGCGUGGUGGCCCAGUGGGCCUCUCCACCUCCACCCGACCCCUCCGGCCCCUCCUGCUGCUGCUGCUCCUCGCGGCCUCCUGGCCGGGCCCCGGGAGCUGUAAGCCGGCGGUGCCGCGGGUGUCCCCGCUGCGCGACCGCGUGGCCCCCCCGCGUCUCGACGCCGAGGGGGAGCAGCGGCGCCCCGAGGAGGUGCCCCCCCCCAUCCUGGACCCCGAGGAGGCGCGAGCCUUCGAGAGCCUCGGCCCCGAGCAGAGCAAGCGGCGGCUCGCGGCGCUCGUGGAGCGGAUGGACGCGGACGAGGACGGGCUGGUGUCGCACUCCGAGCUGCGUGCGUGGAUCAAGUUCACGCAGCGGCGCUACGCGGCCGAGGAGGUGGCACGCCACUGGCGCGAGUACGACGCGGACCGCGACGACCACGUCUCCUGGGACGAGUACCGCAACACCACCUACGGCUUCUACUUCGAGGAGGACGGUGGCGAUGGUGGCGACGGUGAGGAGGGCGGUGGGUACCGGCGAAUGUUGGCGCGCGACCGGCGCCGCUUCUCCCACGCGGACGCCGACACGGACGGGCGGAUGACUCGGGAGGAGUUCUCGGCCUUCCUGCACCCCGACGAGCACGAGCACAUGGCCGAGCUCGUCAUCACGGAGACAAUUGAGGACCUCGACAAGGACGGGGAUGGGACGAUCGACAUUGAGGAGUACAUUGGGGACAUGUUCUCGCGAGAGCCGAGCACGGGCGACGACGCGGCCGGGCUGCAGGAGGAGCCCGAGUGGGUACGGACGGAGCGGGCGCAGUUCCUGGCGGUGCGCGACACGGACGGCGACGGCAGGAUGGGGCGCGCCGAGACACGAGCCUGGGUGCUGCCCAGUGACUACGACCACGCCGACAUCGAGGCCCAGCACCUGGUUCACGAGAGCGACGCCGACGCGGACGGCAAGCUGAGCGUCGAGGAGAUCCUCAACAAGUUCGACCUCUUCAUCGGCAGCCAGGCGACCAACUUCGGCGAGGAGCUCAAACGCCACGACGAGUUCUGAGACCUCCCCCCCCCCCUCCCUUACUCGCUGCCGAGACCGCGGGGGUUAAGGGGCCACGGGAAGAUGCGCGUGGAAGGGGGGGGACACGCACGUGCGAUCGCUGGACAAUCAAAUCAGUUGGGGAGCCCCAAGCCGGUGGGUGCUCGCACGCCGUUCCGACAGCGCUCGGCGCUGUCACACGGACGGACGGAGACGCCGUGUUUCACAGAUGGGUAUUGUGUCGCUCGUCCGCUCGCCAACACGCAGGAUCGUCCGCUCACAUGCUCGCUCGCCUACUCAUCCACCUACUCGCCCACCCACCCACUCGCUCACGCACCCACUCGCUCACUCACCCACCCACUGGCGGUCCACUCACCCACCCACUCG